AUGGCCUCAGCUCAAAACAUCAUCAAGUGCGCCGUCCUUUCUACAGGUCGCAGGAUAUCUUACAGUAUCGCAAGAAACUCACAAGAUGGCCUGUGGAUUGUCCUAUCCAACAGUUUCGGCGCUGACACCACGCUGUAUCAGCCUGUUGCCCAGCGACUCGCUUCAUCAGGCUACCGCGUCCUAAGCUACGACCAUCCCGGCCACGGCCAAAGCACUCCCGUGAAAGAAUUCGAUAAUGUCGAGAUGGAAGAACUGAUCAACGACAUCGACGAACUCCUUCGCGUGUUGCACAUCGACAGCAUCCGCGUUUGGGUCGGCGUCUCACUUGGUGCAGCCAGCGGUAUCUACCUAGCCUGCCGUCACCCAAAGUUGAUCCAAAAUCUUGCAUACUGCGCAUGCCCUCCUUCGUCUUUCGGCGCUCUCGGCAUAAUGCCACUUGAAGUCUUUGACAAGAUGCGCGCCCAGGCUGAAGCAGAUGGGACUACUGCGAAUGUCAUUCGGCAAAUGCACUAUGGCUGGGCGAGCAAAGAGUGGCUUGAUGAACACCCAGACCAAGAUGAACGGCUCAAACUUGCUAGUUCAACUCUGAGUCUCGAUGGCUUGCGUGCGAUGAUGACGUUGCAGAAGAAUAAGCGGUUUGAUAUGCGGCCGCUCGUACCUCAGCUUUUGGAAAGCUGUGAGGAGGUAAUGUUUGUGAAAGGAGACCACGAUGCUCAUCUCAACCCUUUAGUGGAUAUGAUGAGAGAUUUGGUAGUCAAGACUGCGCGAGAGAAGGGUAUCAGGGGUGAUGUCAAGAUUGUUACCGUGCCGGACUCGGGCCACGUAAUGUACUUGGAGAACGAGAGCUAUUUUGUUGAUGUUAUCAAGGAGUUCAUUUCUUAG
Messenger RNA from Fusarium musae, 882 nucleotides. RefSeq lists its product as uncharacterized. The record is from RefSeq and is a predicted model, not a curated record. Bases 1 to 882 code for a protein of 293 amino acids. The transcript has a single exon. Lineage: Eukaryota; Fungi; Ascomycota; Sordariomycetes; Hypocreales; Nectriaceae.